AUGUUUUAUUUAAUUGUAAUAUUGUGUGUUACAAUUUCCUAAGCGUAAUACGGAUUUGAAUAUUAUGCUGAGUGGUAAACAGGAGUUGACAACAGCAUAUCCAAAUAGGAACAAUUUUUAUUUCCAACUUAUCCGAUGAGAUUUUAGAGUUAAGUUGUUUUUCCAAGGAGAUUUAGUGUUCGCCCAUAAGUGCUAUUGAUGCAUUAAGAGAUUUAAUGGAGUAGAGGAAGAAACAUAAAUUAUCAAACAUACGUUUCAGACGUAACUUUAUUUGGGUUUAAUAUAAAUUAUAUCAUAUGGGGUCCAGCAGUCAUACCUAUUCUUAGUGUGAGAUGGGUUGCUCUGGUCGAUGAUCAAGUUGAAAUUCAAUAUGUUCAUUAUCAAGAAGAGGAUUUACAUCAAUUAAGCCAAGGUUUCGGAGCAAGGUAGCAGGAUUUCAUGAUAUCCUAUUACCCUCGCUAUCCAGCACCAAAGGUCACAGCAUUCAUUGUAGGUGCAGACUUUGAAAUAUUCAAUUCCCUGUUUACGAGUGUCAGAAUUCAAAUGGGUAUUCCCACUUCAAAUAGCAUGGAUGUCAGAUUCCUCACAAGAGAUUUUUGUCAUGUGAGAUCACUUUAUGUUGCCUAUUUCAUUUCAAACAAUUACUUGACUUUAGCAGGAUCAGUUGGGACUUAUUAUUCUACUUACAAUCAAUUUCUUGACAAUUCGAACAAACAGACUAUCAGAGCAUAAAAGUUUUCUAGAAUGGUGCCUUCAAUAUAUUCCUUGGAUCCAGCCUACAAUAUCUUAGCAUAAGGUAUAAGUGGAUUUGAUGUGCACAGUUAUGCUGGAUCAGCUUAUAUGAGAGUGACAGCAGAGUCAAUGAUAAAUUAAUCUUAAAUUUACACACUUGUCUAUGGAACUAGGGGUGACACUGUAUUAACUUACAUGCAGGCUAGUUAUAUCUUACAUCCUCCAGGAUUGCCAUUCCAUUAUUAUUAUAAAAAUUAUGAUUGGGUUGUAACAAAGGAUGAUAAAAUCGUUCUUGAAGAGACUAUUUAAUAGGAGAAAAAGAUAAAUGAAUUAAAUAAAAUAUGA
This is a messenger RNA of Paramecium tetraurelia, 1077 nucleotides long. RefSeq lists its product as uncharacterized. Gene Ontology annotation, biological process: cell adhesion. NCBI's taxonomy places the organism in Eukaryota, Ciliophora, Oligohymenophorea, Peniculida, Parameciidae. The transcript is spliced from 3 exons. Gene Ontology annotation, molecular function: carbohydrate binding. The record is from RefSeq and is a predicted model, not a curated record.